Molecule: messenger RNA, 2787 nt
Organism: Cylas formicarius (sweet potato weevil)
Lineage: Eukaryota; Metazoa; Arthropoda; Insecta; Coleoptera; Brentidae
Gene: fz
Product: frizzled-2
Exons: 4
Coding region: 142-1827 (561 amino acids)
Biological process (GO): canonical Wnt signaling pathway; non-canonical Wnt signaling pathway
Cellular component (GO): plasma membrane
Molecular function (GO): Wnt receptor activity; Wnt-protein binding
Source: RefSeq, a predicted model, not a curated record
UUCCAUGGUUACUAAAGAAAUUUAAUAUGUGUGGUUUAUUUGCUCUAUAAAUAAGUUUCGGGAGUAUGAUGUUAACGCGAUGAGGCUUUUAUCCGAUUAAAUUGUAAAUCACGGGGCGUGGGAGACCAUUUCUUUUCGAAAAUGAUAAUCGCGUUGAUAUUUUUAUGUGUCUUCACUCGUAAUUUAGGCACUUGUUUGCAACACACCACCAAAGUCACGGACGAGGACGACGAUCCGCUGCCCCAUCACGAAAAGUGCCAGCCGAUCACCAUACCGUUUUGUAGCGGCAUCCGCUAUAAUACGACGAUAAUGCCGAACCUUUUGGGGCACACGACGCAGGAGGACGCGGGAUUAGAAGUCCACCAGUAUUUUCCGCUGGUGAAAGUUAAUUGCAGCGCCGAUUUGCAAAUAUUCCUGUGUUCCGUGUUCGUGCCUGUCUGCACCAUCCUGGACCAUCCUUUGCCGCCUUGCCGGUCGCUGUGUCUAUCGGCGAAGCAAUGCGAGAAUGUAAUGAAAAAGUUCGGGUUCGAUUGGCCCGAGAAUUUAAAUUGCGACAAUUACCCCGAUAAUACAGAGUCGGACGCGUUGUGCGUGGGGGAGAACAAGACGACGCUGUCGCCCGGGACGCAGAGUUCUACAGUGUCUUCGAACCAAAAUGUCCUGACCCGUUAUAAUUCCCCAAAUCACGCCAAAAAUUUCGGAUUCGUAUGUCCGGAGCAGUUUAAGGUGCCCGCGGAUUUGGAGUACAGUUUUAAGGUGGCCGAUAAAGUAGAGAAAAAUUGCGGGGCCCCGUGUCACAUGAUGUUCUUCAGCGAGAGCGAACGACAAUUUUCGAAAGUGUGGAUCGGCAUAUGGGGUAUCCUGUGCUCCGCCAGUUGCCUGUUUACAGUGUUCACUUUUUUGAUUGACAUUGACCGGUUUCGGUAUCCGGAACGACCCAUCAUUUUCCUCUCUGUGUGUUACCUGAUGGUGGCCAGUGCUUACGUGGCCGGGUUUUUGACCGGCGACGUGAUCUCGUGUCGGCAGCCUUUUCCGUCAAAACACGGCAAUGUCAGGGUGAGCACGGUGACGCAGGGCACGAAAUAUGAGCUCUGCACCAUCCUCUUCAUGGUAUUAUACUUCUUCAGCAUGGCCUCCAGCAUAUGGUGGGUCAUUUUGACUUUGACCUGGUUCCUGGCGGCCGGCUUAAAGUGGGGCCACGAGGCGAUCGAGGCGAACUCUCAGUAUUUUCAUUUGGCCGCAUGGGCCAUCCCGGGGGUUAAAACAAUAACCAUUUUAGCGACGGCAAAAAUCGAUGGCGAUAUUUUGAGCGGCGUCUGCUACGUGGGAAUUUGGAACGUCGAGACGAUGCGGGUGUUCGUUCUGAUCCCUCUCGUCGUCUAUUUAAUUUUCGGCACGAUUUUCCUCACUAGCGGUUUCGUGUCCCUGUUCCGUAUCAGGACCGUAAUGAAACACGAAGGAACCAAAACGGAAAAACUGGAGAAACUGAUGAUCCGGAUCGGCAUUUUCUCGGUGCUGUACACGCUGCCCGCUCUCAUCGUCAUCGCGUGUUUGUUCUACGAGCACACUUAUUUCGACGAGUGGAUGAGAACCUGGUGGUCCGAUAUCUGCCACAAUCCCAAGUACUCGGUUCCGUGUCCCGUAUCAAGCGGAGUCCAGAAAAAAAGGUAUCCCCGUUUCGAAAUAUUCAUGGUCAAGUAUCUGAUGACCAUGAUCGUGGGCAUCACGUCGAGCGUUUGGCUGUGGUCGGGAUUCGGAAAGACCCUUCACAGUUGGAAGGUGUUUUUGAACGGUCUGAAACGGAGACGCGUCGAAGCAUACGUGUAGUUAUCACAAACUCAGACUCUAUUAUCGGAAGCGAAAUUUUUUGCAGGUUUCCAUCUGCCAGUGUGUUUCGCCCUGUCCGGUAACUGUGAUUGAACUGCGAUAUAAAAACGCCAGAAAAACUAAGAAUUAUAGGGUUGUGCAAGUAUCGAUGACGUAUGUCGUCCUUCCUGUCGUGAGUGUCGUCAAUUAUUGCCAUUUCGCUAGAUACCUGGUUCCCUAAUCGAUAUUUUAACUAGGGAAUGGGCUAGAUAUAUUAGUAACGAACGUUUAAAGCGAUUCCCGCGUCUUAAACCUACAGACGCGGCAAUAUUUUUCGGGGCAAUUGCUCCGAUCAUUUUGUAUUAAAAAAAUUUAUUGAUAGACCGAAACCACUACUUCUUCGUCCAUUGAAUUUUUCUCACAGCUUAACGCGAUAAAAAAUAAAAACUCUUAUUGCGAUUAUCAUAAAACUAUUUUUCCACAUUCCAAUAAUAUUUGCGAAAAAUACUAUACGUAUGUAUUUUACAGUGUUCCUCGAAAAUGUUUAGUUAUUUUUUUUUAGUUGUGUCUGUAUGCUUUUUUUAGUUUUAUUGUGCCUUAAACGCAUUUUUUAAGAAGUCGUGGAUGGGGAUGUUUCUACAAUAAAUAGCAACUUUCUGUCCGUUAAUGUUGGCAGCUCCAUAAGAAAAAAUUGACAUUUCAUACUUCAACGCCGGACCGAAACUAACAAAUCGUCGAUACGAAUAAAUCCCGUCUCACGUUUCGUAUUUGUCAAAUUGUAAAUAUUUUGUAAAUAGUACGAAUUUAAUUUUGACUGAUAAACCAUAGUUUUCGUAUUUUGCUACUAAACAAAUUAAUUUUUUACUUUUUUAAGAUCUGUAAUACGUAUAAGUACUAAUGAAUAAAAAUAUAUAUUAGAUGCUCUUAUUAUUAUUAUUAUUGCGAAAUGUAAGACUAAUUUUAAAAAACAAUAAAUUUAAU